Molecule: messenger RNA, 333 nt
Organism: Aspergillus sclerotioniger CBS 115572
Lineage: Eukaryota; Fungi; Ascomycota; Eurotiomycetes; Eurotiales; Aspergillaceae
Product: thioredoxin family protein
Exons: 2
Coding region: 1-333 (110 amino acids)
Molecular function (GO): protein-disulfide reductase activity
Source: RefSeq, a predicted model, not a curated record
AUGUCUCACGGAAACGUCAUCUCCAUCACCUCCAAGGCUGAAUUCGAGGAGAAGGUCCUCAGCCCCUCCGCCGGCCCCGUCGUCGUUGACUGCUUCGCCACCUGGUGCGGUCCUUGCAAGGCCAUCGCCCCUAAGGUCGCCGAAUUCAGCGAGACCUACGCCGGCGCCAAGUUCUACCAGAUCGACGUUGACGAGCUGUCCGACGUUGCUGCCGAGCUCGGUGUCCGUGCCAUGCCCACUUUCCUGCUCUUCAAGGACGGCAAGAAGUUCGAUGACCUCACCGGUGCCAACCCUAAGGGUCUGGAGGUGAAGGUUCAGGCUCUGCUUGCUUAG